GAGCUGGCACGGGCAGGGGGCUGCAAACACUUUGUCCUGCAGUCCUCUAAGGGGGCAAACCAGCACAGCCGCUUCCUCUACCUCCGGGUGAAGGGAGAAGUGGAGAACCUGGUCCAAGCUGUUGGUUUUGAUCGCUGUACCAUUCUCCGGCCAGCGGUGCUGCUGUGCAGUCGCCAGGAGUCCCGGCCCAUGGAGUGGAUAGCCCGGCAGUUUCUGGGUGUUGUGGCUUGGGUCUUCCCUACUGCUUACUCAAUACCUGUGGAAACGGUGGCCAGGGCUAUGGUGGCCAGUGUGUUGCAGCCAGGCAAGGGGAGGGUGGAGGUGCUGGAGAAUGGGGACAUCCACAAGCUGGGAAAGGCAGUGCCACAGCAGGGCACAUAG
Molecule: messenger RNA, 381 nt
Organism: Nestor notabilis (Kea)
Lineage: Eukaryota; Metazoa; Chordata; Aves; Psittaciformes; Psittacidae
Gene: HTATIP2
Product: HIV-1 Tat interactive protein 2, 30kDa
Exons: 3
Biological process (GO): import into nucleus
Cellular component (GO): cytoplasm
Source: RefSeq, a predicted model, not a curated record